AAACAAAAAAAAAAACUAAAAAAAAAAGAGAGAAAACACAAAGAUGGUAAUUAAUAGACUCUCGUUUGUUUUUACUUUUUGUUCGCAACAUCAUAUUCAGGAUGACUAGUCAGCAUUUAUACAUUUCCUUUGUAAUAGCUUAAAGAAGAAGAAAAAAUGAAAUUUCAAAAUUAUGUGUGCAGCAACGAAAACGCAAAGAAAGGCCAAUUGUUUUAAAACGUCCUACGAGCGUGCGCAUUAUUACGAAAAUGUGCAGGAAUGUUGCCCGAACAAGGAGGUAAUUACGAAGCCGGUUGCUAAGCCAAGUCGAAGACCAGAUUUAUACGUUUACGAUCCAAUUGUCAAUGAAAAACUGUCGACCUACAGAAAAUAUUAUACUACCAAGGCAUUGAAUAACAAAAGCUUUGAAAGUCACGGAAAGGUGUAUUUGUCUUCAAAAUAUACUUUGAAGUCACUUUAUGAUGAAUAUCGUAUUAAACCUGUUAAGCCAUUUGAACACAAUGAGACAAUCUCAGGUACAGAUUACGUUGAACCAACGGAAACAAUUGAAAUGAAAUUAUUACAAAAUUUUUAUACCGAAACGUCAUCGAAUAAAAUAAACAGCUCUUUCAAUGAACAACGAGAUCAUUUUUUUUGCCCCUACAUAACCACUUCUCAUUCUGUGCACAAACAUUUCGAUAAAACGCCAAUGGCCAACGGUAAGAGUUGCGUCAGGUUCGAUUACAAGAACGAAGUUAAAAAGAAAAUUCCAGACGUUCAAACAUUUUACCCAGUAAAUCCAAGAGUUUUUUUUAAAGUUCCAUUUGGCGGAGCUACUAGUAUUUACAAAGGGGACUUUAAAGAUCCUGCGACGAAAUCUAAUUUUAACAAUAUCUGUCUCAACACCAAACCUAUAAUUAAAAUAAAAUAA
This is a messenger RNA of Ceratosolen solmsi marchali, 910 nucleotides long. RefSeq lists its product as uncharacterized. The record is from RefSeq and is a predicted model, not a curated record. The coding region runs from base 173 to 910 and encodes 245 amino acids. The transcript is spliced from 2 exons. NCBI's taxonomy places the organism in Eukaryota, Metazoa, Arthropoda, Insecta, Hymenoptera, Agaonidae.